UCAAUUUAGUUCCUCGUGGGCCUAGCCAUUUUGAGGAAAGUUUGCAGUGAAAAUUAGCAGUAAUACACAGAUUUAUUUUCUGAUACGUUAGAUAUGGGAAGAAUAGGGCGACAGCGAAGAUUCAAAAGUAUUGAUCCGUUUGCUACCAAAAGUUCAACCGACGGUGGUAAAAAAUAUGACCUUGCUCCAAAGUCUAAAGAUUUGGUUGAUAGCAAUGACUUUGUUCCUAGAAAAGCCAGAAAAAUAAUGAAACUUACUGAGCUAUCUAAAGAUUCUCAUGCAAUUACAAAAAGAAAGCACAAGUCAAAGAAAUCUCCGCUAGCAAAACUCAUGAAAUCUGGUGAAAGCAGGAAACAGUUCCUAAAUCGCCUUGACAAGCAAGCUAGUGAAGCACUCAACAAAGCAAUGACAGAAACAAAGAAACUCAGGGACAAAAGGAAAGAGCAUUUAAAAAAGCGAGACAAGAAACUGAAGUCAAGAAAAUCGAAGCAAGAUAUAUUUCCUCAAAAGCAAGAAUCAAAUCAGGAAGAAGUGAAAUUUGGUGAAGUCGUUUCACAACCACCAACCUUGUCUGCAGUUCCUCGAAAAGCAAAAUCAAAAUCAACAAAGCCUGCUCUAGAUCUCAAGCUGAUGGACAUCAUCAAAGGCAAAAACAAUGACAAGGCAAUAGACAAACUCUAUAAAACAAAAAGGAAAGAGAUGACAGAUAAAAUGAAAAAAAUUCACGAUGAAGAACGUCAACAAGCAAUUAAUGAGUAUCGAAAAAUUAAACAGAGAAAAAUUAUGAGGACUUAGGAACGUGAUUCUGCAGGUCAAACUUACCUCAGUUCUGUGAGGAUAACAUUUGGAUAGGAGUUUCUCCUUAGAUGCUCAUUUACAUCAGCCAAUGAAAGUGAGUUUAGGAGAGUAAUGUUUUAUUUGCCAAGCCAUCCAAAUUUGCAAUGUAAGGUGGCAGGUAGCAUCACAAUUAAUAGGAGAAAGAAACAGGGAAUGCGUUAGAGGUUUUUAAUAAGAAUAAGAUAAAUAUUACAUUUACAACCAAUCAUAAAAAACAGUGCCUUUAUUUCAAGCUGGAGUAACAAAUAAUUGCAAAAAAACAAGAUCCGAAACAAAUAUUUGCAAACUUAAAAAUCUAUGCAAAAAUUAUUUUCACUAAGAAAAGAAAAGGUGGUAAAUCGUGGGCCCAAAGAUUCAUUGCACAGUCUGUUACCCUAAAAAUUAGUGAUUCAGAGGACUGCAAGUUUCCAGUUCCCCUAUAAAGAAUAUUUGAUGUGAGGUACCUAUACAUUCUGCAAGUAUUUUUAUAUUUACUGGACAGGAAUAAAAUCAGCACAAACUUUAAGCCACAUGCAUAUUGCUGUGCAGUUGCUACACACAGCUUCCAAAAGCAUCCUUGCCAAAACUUUCUGCUCAAAUGAGCAUGCCCUCAUUUCAUUUUACUUCUUGCAUAGAGCUUAAAUACCAAAUGAUAUACCAAUUAGUCAGUAAUAAGAGAUUACGGUAAUGUUAUAACUUGAAACAGUGUAGGUUUUGAGGCAACAUAAAAACAUCAUUUGAACAUUAUAGCUUGGUUUUCUGUAUACAGAAAAUGUGUAUUUGUCUUUGACAGCUGUUUUUAAAAGAAAAUAUUUAAAGCUGGCUUAUUACCAGGUCUCCACUCCCAUCUAUUAUGUAAUUAUUAGUGUAGUUAAUUGUUUCUUCAAAUUCAUCUUUCAAAAUCAUGAUUUUUUAGUCUCUUUUUACACCUAAUGAUUAUUGGAUCAGUUGGUAAAGCCCAGUGCCUGAUCCAUACCUUUAUCCUUACUAGGCUCAAAAUUUUUAAUUUUUUUACACAAUUAUCAUUAGCAGUAGCCUUCUAGCGUAAGUUCUUAAAUUGAGAGAAAAAUUCACCUAUAAAGCUCAGACUUGUUUUUGUAUACACACAAUGUUUCACUAUUAUACAAGAGAAAAAGCCCAAAAAUUUCCAGGCAACCCAAAUUAAAAUGUCAUAUGUAAAUUCACCCAAAGGUAUCUUAUGCUGAAUCAGCUAGGAAUAAAAAUUAUCACACAUAUCAAAUUUAAAAUGAGCUAUUGACCCUCAAAAACACAUAAAAUAAAAUAAUUGAUAAUAUUAAAUAACGGUAGUACCUAAAAUUAAGUCAGGGCUGUCGGAAGCAGGACGUAGACUGAGGGCUAGAGCCCUCCAAUAACUGCCAACGGUACUAGACCUCCUUUAUAACAGUUACUGUAUGGGAAAAAAUAAAAUGGACAGCUCUCCCAGUAUGAAUUUCGUUCCGACAGCACUGCAAAUCCUUUUCUCUCCAAAUGGAAAUAACAACUUCGAUUAAUCUUGGCACCCAAACACCAGACUGACCCUAGAGCACCUGAGAGCACCUUUAAGAAAACCUGAGAGCCUUGAUGAAUAUCAAAUCAAAGGAAAAUUUAAAAUGCAACCUAGUAUGUUUUUAUUUAAUUUUCGAUUGCCCCUGCAGCACCCUUCCCUACAGUAGAACAGUAGAACAGUACAACUGAAAGAACCAGCAUUAAAUGCCAGUAAACGAUAACUGGUACGACGUUUGUUUACAAAUUGACAAUCCAGGAAAGGUUUUACGAC
Molecule: messenger RNA, 2593 nt
Organism: Rhopilema esculentum
Lineage: Eukaryota; Metazoa; Cnidaria; Scyphozoa; Rhizostomeae; Rhizostomatidae
Cellular component (GO): nucleus
Source: RefSeq, a predicted model, not a curated record